GCGCAUAAAUCAGAUUUAAGAAGAAGAGCUCUGGUGGGAAUAGGGUGGGGGAGCUCGGCUUUACAAGGGGGAUCCGAAGGUACCUCCUUCCAGCAAUUUGGCAACCACUAGCCAAACUUCCGCGACUUUCCCUCCCUAAGCCUGAUCUCCUCGAGGGUACGCUGUAGCUUAGCACACCGUGCGCUCCUCACCGCAAGUCUCUUCCUUCUUCCCACCGUCUUCUACGCCAGGUCCUGCCAUGGAGCUGCGCUCCGAGCUGCCUAGCGUGCCCGGCGCAGCAACGGCGGCGGCAACAGCGACAGGGCCGCCCGUGGCGUCGGUGGCGUCGGUGGCAGCGGCGGCGGCGGCGGCCGCGUCGCUACCGGUGAGCGUGGCGGGCGGCUUGCUAAGAGCGCCGCCGCUGUUGUUGCGGGCGGCGGAGAAGUACCCGCGGACCCCCAAGUGCGCGCGCUGCCGCAACCACGGCGUCGUGUCGGCGCUCAAGGGCCACAAACGCUACUGCCGCUGGAAGGACUGCCUGUGCGCCAAGUGCACGCUCAUCGCCGAGCGCCAGCGCGUCAUGGCGGCGCAGGUGGCGCUGCGCCGGCAACAGGCGCAGGAGGAGAACGAGGCGCGCGAGCUACAGCUGCUCUACGGCACUGCCGAGGGCCUGGCGCUCGCCGCCGCCAACGGCAUUAUCCCGCCGCGACCCGCCUACGAGGUCUUCGGCUCCGUGUGCGCCGCCGACGGCGGGGGGCCGGGAGCGGGAGCGCCCGCGGGGACCGGAGGCGGCGCAGCGGGCGCGGGGAGCUCAGAGGCCAAGUUACAGAAGUUUGACCUGUUCCCCAAGACGCUGCUUCAGACCGGCCACCCCGGCAGCCCGCAGCCGCCACCGGGGAAGCCCUUAUCACCCGACGGCGCGGACUCGGGGCCCGGGACAUCUUCUCCGGAGGUGCGGCCGGGCUCGGGCUCGGAGAACGGCGACGGCGAGUCCUUCUCAGGGUCGCCCCUGGCCCGGGCCUCCAAGGAGGCAGGUGGGAGCUGCCCGGGCAGUGCAGGCCCGGGAGGCGGUGGCGAGGAGGACAGCCCGGGCUCCGCCAGCCCUUUGGGCUCCGAAUCCGGUUCUGAGGCCGACAAAGAAGAGGCAGAGGCCGCUCCCGCUCCAGGGCUGGGCGGGGGCCCGGGUCCACGGCAGCGGACGCCGCUGGACAUCUUGACGCGCGUCUUCCCGGGCCACCGGCGAGGCGUCCUGGAGCUGGUGUUGCAGGGUUGCGGCGGCGACGUGGUGCAGGCCAUCGAGCAGGUGCUGAACCACCACCGCGGGGGCUUGGCAGCCGGCCUCGGUCCCGCCGUGCCCCCUGAUAAGGCCGCAGUGGGUGCAGUAGCAGCCGCGGACGACGCGUGGCCGGGCCGCGUCGACGCCGCCGCUGCCGGGGGGCCGGGGCUGCCCGCGCCGCUGCAGGCCGGCCCCGCCGCUCCUCCGCACCACAGACCUUUGCUGGCCGGCGCCAUGGCGCCUGGGGCGCUGGGCUCGCUGAGCAGCCGCUCGGCAUUCUCACCACUGCAGCCCAACGCCAGUCACUUCGGCGCCGACGCAGGCGCCUACCCGCUGGGUGCGCCGCUCGGCCUCAGCCCCCUGCGCCUGGCCUAUUCGGCGGCAGCGGCGCACAGCCGUGGCCUGGCCUUCAUGGCUCCCUACUCGACCGCCGGCCUGGUGCCCACACUCGGCUUCCGCCCGCCCAUGGACUACGCCUUCAGCGACCUCAUGCGCGACCGCUCGGCCGCCGCCGCUGCGGUGCACAAGGAGCCCACCUACGGCGGCGGCCUGUACGGGCCUAUGGUCAACGGCGCCCCUGAGAAGCAGUAGGGCCAGGGGCCCGGCACCGGGCCGCCCCCAAACGGGGACCCCAGCCUUGAUCCCGCGGGCCGCCGGUCCUUCUUUGCCCGGGGCGCUCUGUGCGCCCCGGCUGGGGUGUUCUCGCUCAAAGGUGAUUUUCGGUUUUGUUUUGGAAGGUGGGCAGAGAGCUGAGCAAAGGGGGAGCAACUACAGAUGCAGGUGUUCUCGGAGAGGGUGCGUGGUCCUGAUCCUCAUCCUCUGGCCACCUCCCAAGGCUCCUCCAGCCCUUCAAAAGGCCGGGAAUUCUUGAGAAUUCAGAGGCUGCGGCCGCCGCACACGCUCCUGCCUCUCCUUUUCCUGUGCUCAUCCCACCCGCCCGCUCUCCAGUGGAUGGCAGGAUAGUCCGAGAAUCUGUCUUC
Molecule: messenger RNA, 2235 nt
Organism: Mirounga angustirostris (Northern elephant seal)
Lineage: Eukaryota; Metazoa; Chordata; Mammalia; Carnivora; Phocidae
Gene: DMRTA2
Product: DMRT like family A2
Exons: 2
Coding region: 239-1846 (535 amino acids)
Biological process (GO): sex differentiation; regulation of transcription by RNA polymerase II
Cellular component (GO): nucleus
Molecular function (GO): DNA-binding transcription factor activity, RNA polymerase II-specific; protein binding; RNA polymerase II cis-regulatory region sequence-specific DNA binding
Source: RefSeq, a predicted model, not a curated record